This is a messenger RNA of Cydia fagiglandana, 1450 nucleotides long. RefSeq lists its product as uncharacterized. The transcript is spliced from 2 exons. The coding region runs from base 76 to 1437 and encodes 453 amino acids. Lineage: Eukaryota; Metazoa; Arthropoda; Insecta; Lepidoptera; Tortricidae. The record is from RefSeq and is a predicted model, not a curated record. Gene Ontology annotation, molecular function: nucleic acid binding.
GUGUCGGCUGAAACGCCGGUGGGGCUGCAAGUGCAGAGUGUUGAAUUAUCCGUGUUGUGUAUAAGUACCGUCAGCAUGGCAAGUGAGAGAAAACGGAGAAAAGUAAUUCACGCCGAGGGCCGUGCUAUCAUCGCUAAAGUUUUCCACUUUCUUAAAGAUGAAUAUAAGUUCACGGAACUUUAUAAAGAACCACAUUGUGAUUUGUCACAUUUGCGCAACAUAUCCAGGCGCACCGCGGAAGCAGUGGGCACAAGUCAAAGAACAGUACAGAAAAUAUUGCAAGAGGAAAGAAACCUUCCCAGUGGAUCUGAUAAAUUUCCAUCACCACUCAAAAACAGACAAAAGAGAGCCGGUAAAGUAGACAUCAACGAACGUAUAGCUUAUACCAUACGAAGCUCAAUACGUAAUUCUUAUGUCAAACUUAAACAAAUACCGACAUUGAAAAAAGUGAGACGGACCUUAAAUGAACAAAUCGGUUACGAUGCAUGCCUAGCAACGAUUCGUAAGCUAUUAUUAAAACUGGGCUACACGUGGACUAAGUCAGACACUGGUAGAAAAGUUUUGAUUGAGCGACAUGACGUCCAAAUGUGCAGAUUGCAAUAUUUGAAAAAAAUAACUGAAUACCGCUCCCAAGGUCGGCCUAUCGUCUAUACUGACGAAAGUUACGUCACGACGAAAAAUGUUAAAUGUGGCUCACGAGCCCCACACGUAGCUAGAUAUAUUUUAGCACACGCGGGAACUUCAGAUGGGUUCAUUGAGAACGCUUGUUUACUUUACCAAUCGCUUACACUUAGCGGAGAUGAUUAUUCAAAGAAGAACUUUGAUUUUUACCAAAAAUGGCUGGAUGAAAAAUUGCUACCAAAUUUACCGGAUCGUUCUGUGGUAGUCUUAGACAGCACAUCAUUCGAUAACAUUUUCGUGGAGACUCUGCCGACUAUGCAUGCAAGUAAAUCUGAAAUGGAGGAAUGGUUGUCGUCCAAGAACAUAUCUUUCGAAGCAAACUUACGCCAAAUUGAGUUAUACGACAUAAUAAGACAGAACAAAAGAGCUUUUACUACAUACAAAAUCGAUAACUACAUCAAGAGUAAGGGGUUCGAAGUACUGCGCCUGCCUCCACACCACCCUGAGCUCCACGCCAUAUUGAACAUAUGGGACACCGUUAAAAGCAAUAUCGUUACCGUCGACCAUGAUGUAGCUUACACGGAAAAAAUUAUUCGCCAUGGUGUUGAAAACAUAACUUGUGAUACAUGGCGCAAUACCUGCGACACAGUGAUUAAGAAAGAAAAUGAAUAUAUGGAGUACUUUGACACGGGAUUUGUGUACAUAGCCAUGUUGCAAGACGAAAGUGAGGGAGAAACGGCAUCUGAACCUACUGAAUCUGAAGGUGACGCUAGUGAAGCGAGCGACAGUGACGAGUCAACUUUUGUGGAUGAGUAAUUAAAUAAAUAAG